AAGGGAAGCUGCCAACUGGCAGAUGCAUCCCAUUUAGAGAGAGAGAGAGAGAGAGAGAGAGAGAGAGAGGUUGAAGUCUGCUCCGUCAAAGUUGGAAGGGAAGGGGGGAAGAUCAGAUGGGUUCCUUUUUGCAGCAAUCACGGAGUAGCCGCGGCGGUAGCCAGUGGAGGUGGGUGGCGCUGGUGGCGAGCAUAUGGAUACAGUGCGCCAGCGGCUCAUCCUACGCCUUUGGCAUCUAUUCCCCCGCCCUCAAGUGGUCGCAGGGCUACGACCAAUCCACCCUCGACACCAUCAGCUUCUUCAAGGACGUUGGCGCCAACGUCGGUGUCCUUUCCGGCCUCCUCUACUCCGCCUCCGCUCCAGGCAGGCCUUGGGUGGUGCUCCUCGCAGGCGCCCUUCAGUCCUUUCUCGGCUAUUUCAUGAUGUGGGCAGCCGUGGCGGGGCUCGUCGCCAGACCCCCCGUCCCCCUUAUGUGCUCCUACAUGUUCCUUGCAGCUCACGCCCAGACGUUCUUCAACACCGCCAACGUCGUCGCCGCCGUCGAGAACUUCCCCAACUCCCGAGGCACCGUCGUCGGCCUUAUGAAGGGCUUUCUUGGUCUUAGUGGUGCUAUAUUAAUUCAACUCUAUCAAACCAUGCUUAAGGGGAAGUCAAGCUCUUUCCUUCUUAUGCUUGCAAUAUUGACCUUGGUCAUCCCCAUCUCUCUCAUGUCGUUUGUCAGAAUCUCUCCAUCAAGUAAUGGAGAUGACAAGGAACAUCUGAACAAAUUCUCAGUUGUGGCCCUGGCACUUGCUGGCUAUCUUAUGAUCAUCAUUAUACUGCAGAAUUUGUUCAGUUUGGUGUUGUCAGUACGAGUGAUCUCUCUUGCUGUACUGGUAAUGGUGGUUCUCACUUCCCCUCUAGAAAUUGCUAGGAGAGCUGUAAUGAGGGACUGUUGCUCUACCCCUCAAGAGCUACCUGAUGAAGCAGUUCAUCUUCUGGGUGAUGCAGAAAAUCGAAAUAGUAUGAAACGAGGACACAUCAAUGAGAGAUUGGCCGAUGGUAAAUUGAACCUGAAACAUGAUUCUGUGAGGUAUCAAAGGAUCUCUAGUGUCGGAGGCCUAUGUUCUUCCUCCCAUGAAAAUAAAGGACUGUCGUGGGGAGAGAACCUGAAUCUUUUGGAGGCUAUGCAGACACUGGAUUUUUGGUUGAUCUUCCUAGCCAUGUCCUCUGGCAUGGGUUCAGGCCUUGCCACUGUUAACAACAUGAGCCAGAUAGGUGAAUCCCUUGGAUACGGCAGCAUAGAAAUACAUACUCUGAUUUCCUUGUGGAGCAUAUGGAACUUUCUCGGGCGUUUUGGUGCCGGUUACGUUUCCGACUAUUUCUUGCGUUCUAGAGGCUACGGCCGGCCGAUAUUUAUGGUCAUAACUCUAGCAGCAAUGAGUGUUGGCCAUGGGGUGAUCUCAUCUGGGUUACCUGGUGCUCUGUAUGCAGGUUCAAUUCUAGUUGGCGUGUGUUAUGGCGCCCAGUGGUCAUUGAUGCCAACCAUAGCAUCAGAAAUUUUUGGGGUGCGUCACUUUGGUACCAUCUUCAACACGAUAGCUAUUGCAAGCCCUGUGGGAUCUUUCUUCCUUUCUGUGAAGGUGGUGGGUUUCAUAUACGAUCUGGAAGCCUCAUCUUCCAAGACAUGCUCUGGCGCACACUGCUUUAUGUUGUCCUUCUUUAUAAUGGCAUCCGUGUGCCUUAUUGGUUCCGUUUUUGCCUUGACAUUGUUCUUUCGGACCAGAUCGUUAUAUAGAUACGUUUCUCAAGAAUGUCUGAUGAAUGAAUGAAAUGAAUAUCCUUGCGGAGUUCAGGUCAGUUCAGAGCGGGGAGGGAGAAGCUCAUUUUCUGUUUUGUGUAAAGAAAGAGACGGGGAAAGCCUCAUUUUCUCUUCGAUGUAAAGAAAACUAUCUUGUCGUUUAAUAAUUAUAGCCUUCA
Molecule: messenger RNA, 1959 nt
Organism: Nymphaea colorata (pocket water lily)
Lineage: Eukaryota; Viridiplantae; Streptophyta; Magnoliopsida; Nymphaeales; Nymphaeaceae
Product: protein NUCLEAR FUSION DEFECTIVE 4
Exons: 2
Coding region: 117-1811 (564 amino acids)
Biological process (GO): transmembrane transport
Cellular component (GO): membrane
Molecular function (GO): transmembrane transporter activity
Source: RefSeq, a predicted model, not a curated record